Molecule: messenger RNA, 609 nt
Organism: Zasmidium cellare ATCC 36951
Lineage: Eukaryota; Fungi; Ascomycota; Dothideomycetes; Mycosphaerellales; Mycosphaerellaceae
Exons: 3
Coding region: 1-609 (202 amino acids)
Source: RefSeq, a predicted model, not a curated record
AUGGCGGAUUCCGCAGAGCAUGACUGCCCGUUCCCAUAUGUAGGCAACCGCGAGGAAUUUUUCCAUGCUAUUGAACCGCACACCAAAAGUGGAGGGGUUUUCCUACACGAUGUGACCAAUGUUUCGGUGAAGGUUCAGAAGGGCGAAGCAGCGUCGAGUGACGGCGCUGCCAGUCCGUGGAUACCUCAAGGCCAGACGACGGCCGCAUAUCUCGAACAUCUUACUCGCGCACUCGCCGCCGACUUCAAGGCCGGAUCACAAUGUCUGGAGUCUGACCUGUUCCGAAAGCACGUCCACCCCAACUUGAUCAUGACGGGAUCUCCAAACAACAUUGCCGACGGCGCCGAGCAAUAUGCCAAAGGUUAUCCAACGGCAGACCUGGCUUUUGAACUGCACAACAUCACUGCCAAAGUGCACCGCGGGACUCGAGAAGCAGAAGUAUAUUUCAGUAUGCGCGAGUACGCAAGGUCGGCCGGAGAAAAUGUCUUGAUCAGAGAACUGUGCUGCGAGGCAUUCUGGCAGCGACGAGUCGAAGAUGGGGUGUGGCAGAUAUAUCGACACAAUUUGCUUCGCGGCGGAGGCGACGAAAGCAGAUCUGCCGGUGUGUGA